UACCGGAAGUGACGAGAGUGGGUCCUCUAAAGGGGUAGUACUGUCUCUUCCUUUCCACGCGGUGGACCUGACCCGUCGGUUUGAAUUGCUCGUGCUGAACGAUGCCGGGGAAACUCCUUAGUGACCGGGACUUGGACUCAGACACGGCUAUGGAAAAAGUGGAGACACCGCGAAAGCAGAAUGAGAAGAAAAGUAGAAAAGAGAAGCCAAAAUCUAAUAAAGCUGAAGAGGCAACAGAAGUAAAGGAAGCAAUUAUUUCCCCCAAAGCUAAAAAAGUCAAAAAGAAAGCCGAGUCUAAUGAGGUUGACAUGAAUUCUCCUAAAUCCAGAAAGGCGAAAACGAAAGAGGAGCCAUCUCAGGAUGACAUUAUUUCUCCUAAAACCAAAAGUGUGAAAAAACCAAAGGAGUCCAUUGAAAAGAAAGUUGUUUCUCCUAAAACCAAAAAGGUAAUAAAAAGUGAAGAAACUUCUGAAGAAGAAGUAGAUGCUCCUAAGCCCAAGAAGAUGAAGAAAGAAAAGGAAGUGAAUGGAGAAAUUGGAGAGAAAAGCCCCAGACUGAAGAAUGGAUUCCCUCAUUCUGGACCUGUCUCUAACUCCAGUGAAACCCUUGGGGAAGAAAGUAACAGCGAGUUAGAGCAGGAAAUACCUGUGGAACAAAAAGAAGGAGAUUUCUCUAAUUUUCCCAUAUCUGAACAGACUAUUAAACUUCUCAAAGCCCGUGGGGUGACCUUCUUGUUUCCUAUACAAGCAAAGACGUUUCACCACGUCUAUAGUGGAAAGGACUUAAUUGCACAGGCGCGGACAGGAACUGGGAAGACAUUCUCCUUUGCCAUCCCUUUGACUGAGAAACUUCAGGGAGAACUGCAAGACCGGAAAAGAGGCCGUGCCCCUCAGGUGCUGGUUCUUGCACCCACGAGGGAGUUGGCAAAUCAAGUAAGCAGAGACUUCAGUGACAUCACAAGAAAGCUGGCAGUGGCUUGUUUUUAUGGUGGGACUCCCUAUGGAGGUCAGAUUGAACGCAUGCGGAAUGGGAUUGAUAUCCUGGUUGGGACCCCAGGUCGUAUCAAAGACCACCUGCAGAAUGGCAAGCUAGAUCUCACCAAACUUAGGCAUGUUGUCUUGGAUGAAGUUGACCAGAUGCUGGAUAUGGGGUUUGCUGAUCAAGUGGAAGAGAUUUUAAGUGUGGCAUACAAGAAAGAUUCAGAAGACAAUCCCCAAACGUUGCUUUUUUCUGCAACUUGCCCUCAUUGGGUAUAUAAUGUUGCUAAGAAAUACAUGAAAUCUACAUAUGAACAGGUGGACCUGAUUGGUAAAAAGACCCAGAAAACGGCAAUAACCGUGGAGCAUCUGGCUAUCAAGUGCCACUGGACUCAAAGGGCAGCAGUUAUUGGGGAUGUGAUACGAGUAUAUAGUGGUUUUCAUGGGCGCACUAUCAUCUUCUGCGAAACCAAGAAAGAAGCCCAGGAGUUGUCACAGAAUGUGUCCAUAAAGCAGGAUGCCCAGUCAUUACAUGGAGAUAUUCCUCAGAAGCAGAGAGAAAUCACUCUGAAAGGUUUUAGAAAUGGUGAUUUUGGAGUUUUGGUUGCAACCAAUGUUGCUGCUCGUGGGUUAGACAUCCCUGAGGUUGAUCUGGUUGUACAGAGUUCGCCACCAAAGGAUGUGGAGUCCUACAUUCAUCGUUCUGGGAGGACGGGUAGAGCUGGAAGGACGGGGAUUUGCAUCUGCUUUUAUCAGCACAAGGAAGAAUAUCAGUUAGCACAAGUGGAGCAAAAAGCGGGAAUUAAAUUUAAGCGAAUAGGGGUUCCUUCUGCAACAGAGAUAAUAAAAGCUUCCAGCAAAGAUGCCAUCAGGCUUUUGGAUUCUGUACCUCCCACUGCCAUCAGUCACUUCAAGCAGUCAGCGGAGAGACUGAUAGAGGAGAAGGGGGCCGUGGAAGCCUUGGCAGCAGCCCUGGCCCACAUUUCAGGAGCCACAUCGGUAGACCAGCGCUCUCUGAUCAACUCAGAUGCGGGCUUUGUGACCAUGAUCUUACGAUGCUCAAUUGAAAUGCCAAACAUUAGUUAUGCUUGGAAAGAACUUAAAGAGCAGCUGAGCGAGGAUAUUGAUUCCAAAGUGAAAGGAAUGGUUUUUCUCAAAGGAAAGCAGGGUGUUUGCUUUGAUGUCCCUACUGCAGCAGUAACAGAAAUACAGGAAAAAUGGCAUGAUUCACGGCGCUGGCAGCUCUCGGUGGCCACGGAGCAGCCGGAGCUAGAAGGACCACGGGAAGGAUACCGAGGCUUCCGGGGACAGCGGGAUGGCAGUCGAGGCUUUCGGGGACAGCGGGAUGGCAGUCGAGGCUUCCGGGGACAGCGGGAAGGCAACAGAAGCUUCCGGGGACAGCGGGAAGGAAAUCGAGGCUUCAGAGGACAGCGAUCAGGAGGUGGCAACAAAAGUAACAGAUCCCAAAACAAAGGCCAGAAGCGGAGUUUCAGUAAAGCAUUCGGACAGUAAUUUGAAGUAGAGGAUUUAUGCAGCAAUCGGAACGGAACACUGAUUUUCGUGCAAGGUGGAAAGCACAUGAGUUUCCUUCCUGACUACUUGCCUUGUCCCCAUCUCUUCCAGAGAGACAAGCUUCGUGGAAAUUAUUUCAUCUGAUACAAUCACUUUUAACGAUUGGGACUUAUGUCUCAGAUUUCUCUUUUGAAAAGAUGUAUGAAUUCAUUAUAUUUUUAUUCUGGUACAUUGUCUGUAGAUAGUAAGAUAAAAAUCAAGCAUGUAUUUGCCCAUACUUUUUACGUUGACCUGGCUCUGUACUUAAAUGGUGUCCUUCCCUGAAUACCUAUGGGGAAGGCAACGGUCUCUGGAGAGGUGCUCUGCACAGUCCAGGCUUGGCUCUGUAAUUGGCAUUCUUCAGCCACCUGCCUAACAGUGACUCAUGUGGUCCUGUAACAUGUCUUCGGAGAAUUAGUACUGAGCCAUGUUUUGAAGCAAGGUUUCAAACUUACCUGGGAGGUAAUGCAUUUUAUGGCAGCAUAUGCUCUAGGUUUGGAGGAUGGUGAUACAUUUGAUGGGAGACAUAUAGAUUAGCCAUGGUUAUGUACAUUUUGAUACAUUUUUAACUUCUUAAUGUAAGGUGAUUCAUGCUUCAGUGAAUUCUUCACAGAUUUUAUCUAUCUCUAUGUAAAAAGUAUUUUAAUAACAAGCAAGUGUCUUUAAGGAAUUCCAAAUAUGUAAGAUGGCCCCAGAACUUUCUUUGUAAGUAAAGAGGCUAAUAAUAAUAGGCGCUUGAUGAUAUUGUACUCCACUUCCUACUGGAAGAUUAACAUUAUUUACCAAGAAGGAAUUAAGGGAGUGGGGGGCAGAGAUUUGCAUUGCUGACAAGAGUCAGGAAACCCACUGAAAAUGUUUUUCACCUGUGAGAAGGAAACCUGUCUCUGUUGAGAGCAAAGAGAGGAGCAAGUGAAUGCAAGCAAGAUGCAUUCUUUUCCUGGUAAAAACAGCAGGUCAUUAAUGUUUCUAGAGUAUUAACUUCUAAUGGGUAAACUGGGGUUCUAGGUAGAAUGAUCCAGUGUGGUUUCUCAGAGGCCUAGUUCCUAUAGCCACCGUAUAGGAUCUGUUUCUGUAAGACUGCUAUUCCAUUGAAAGGUUUUAGCCGCUUAGACUUCCUUUUAGGACAAUCUCGGUAUGGUUAUUUUAAGUUGUUGCUUUGAGGGGGAACUGAAGAAUUUAAUAUAGCCCCUGGCCAGGUAACUCUAAGUUCUCAAAUAUUUCCUCCAAACUUCUGCACGGUGCAGGAGCUUAAGAAUGGCAUUGUUUUCUUGCCUUAAUUCCUAGAAAUUCUGUACUGGGAAUCUCAGGGAAUAAACUGAUAGGAGAAGUUAAAAUACAUGGCCCUUCUUAUUUUCAUUUGAUUAUGUUUGAACAGUUGAAAUCUUUCUAAGCCCUGGUUUCUUUCACUGGAUCGGGUCUUUUUAUCUAACUCUGUGACUGCAGUAAGGCGUUCAGAUAGCCAACUCAACUCUUUGACACUUGAGGCAAUGUGUCCUUACCCUGUUUGGACUUCAGUUCUGUCCUUCAGUCCUGGAUGUUUCUCUGUUUUCAGAAAUUCUCUUGGCUUUUCUUUCUUAAUCCAUUUGUCAAUUUUACCACUUUUCCUCCCGCUCCUCAUGGCUUCCCAUCAAGCCACAUGGAUUCAGGAGAAGUUGAUGACUGACAGCUCAUGUGCUGUGUAGAUUAUAAUUCAUUAGAUUCCGGUUUUGCUCAAGUACUGAGCCAUAUUUUAAUAACAACCAAACUAUUUCACGGCUUGGAUAGGGAUGGAUACUUUAUCAAGCAGAUUGGAAGGGUGCAGUACCCGUCCUGUAGGAAGGAGCAGUUAAAACCUUGAUGUGGGUUGUGGAUUAGCCGAUAGAAAAAUGAUCAGGUAGAAAUCAGGAGUAAGGGGAAGAUUAAUGGGAAUUUCACUCUACACAAAGAAAACAUGGCUGUUUCAAUAAAUGAAGCUGAACUCCUAGAUCCUGGAAUCCACACCAUAUUUAUAAAUCUAUAAUCCAGCUGUUACUUGAUUUUAAUGGGCAUCUUAGGCUAGCGUGAGAAAUGUGGUUUUUACUAUUUUCUACAGAGAAAAUAUUUUCCAAUGUAUCAAACUCAAUGAACUUAGAAAAUACAAUCCAUUUUUACAUUGGAGCUAUCUGUGCCGCAGUUCCUUUACAAUUGUACAUAAAACGCUUUUUCUGUAAAAUUGAGUUAAUGUAUAAAAUACUGCUUUAUGCCAGAAUAAAGAUACUAGUAUUUCCUA
Messenger RNA from Callorhinus ursinus (northern fur seal), 4776 nucleotides. It is a transcript of the gene DDX21, whose product is annotated as DExD-box helicase 21. Gene Ontology annotation, molecular function: RNA helicase activity; ATP binding; RNA binding. Gene Ontology annotation, cellular component: cytosol. NCBI's taxonomy places the organism in Eukaryota, Metazoa, Chordata, Mammalia, Carnivora, Otariidae. The record is from RefSeq and is a predicted model, not a curated record.